AUGAAACCCUCCACCCUCCUCCUCCCCCUCCUAACCACCCUGGUACCCACUCCCGUAAACGCGCAAUGGGAACAAAUCCAAGAAGCACUGGGUCUAGGCGGUGGUUCCAAAACACCGCGAGAACCGGUGGUACCGGUACCGAAUGUGGUACUACCCAUCGACAAGGGGAAUUUUAGAGAAUUAUUGGGAGGCAAUGAUUUGGAAUGGUUGGUAUUGUUUACUACGGGAACGGAGAAUUGUCCUGGGUGUAUACUUUAUGAGAAUGAAGUCGUCGCUUUACUCCACGAUAACAAUAAAAUACACUUUGGCAAAGUAGACUGCGACACCGAUGCCGUGGUCUGCUCCGUCUUCAGCGCCUGGGGUUCCCGCAUCUUCCACGUCUCCCACUCAACUCCCCCCUCCGCAUCCCUCCCAGGUCUAGCCGACCACCUAACCCACCUACACCCAGUCCCCUUCCACCGUCCCGGUACAGAAUCCCAACCGAUACCCACAGAUUCGGAGGGUAACCCGAUCAAGGAUGCGAGACCGCCUCCACCGCCUCCCGAUGCAAAAUGGAUUGCUGAGGUGGUGAACGAGGAGAAGUGGAGGGGAUUCGAGGAGUGGACCGGGUGGACGCAUCCGUUGGAUGGAGUUUUUCAGGUUCCGAUUUAUCAGUUUUGGUGGGUUCUUAGUAUAUUUGCGAAGGUGCCGCCGAUGGCUAUGAUGGUUGGGAUUGGAUUGCUUUCGAGGUUUGUUACAGCACGAUUCACGGGAAGGACGUUGGCGAAGAGGGAACAGCAACGUGCGGCGGUUCAAGAGGCGGUUCAACAGGCGGCGAGGAAGAAGAAUUAA
This is a messenger RNA of Orbilia oligospora ATCC 24927, 831 nucleotides long. RefSeq lists its product as uncharacterized. The coding region runs from base 1 to 831 and encodes 276 amino acids. The record is from RefSeq and is a predicted model, not a curated record. Lineage: Eukaryota; Fungi; Ascomycota; Orbiliomycetes; Orbiliales; Orbiliaceae. The transcript has 4 exons.